Molecule: messenger RNA, 1356 nt
Organism: Argiope bruennichi
Lineage: Eukaryota; Metazoa; Arthropoda; Arachnida; Araneae; Araneidae
Exons: 2
Coding region: 1-1356 (451 amino acids)
Molecular function (GO): nucleic acid binding; RNA-DNA hybrid ribonuclease activity
Source: RefSeq, a predicted model, not a curated record
AUGAACUCUUUACUUUUACAUUGUGAAAAAACCCCUAAAUAUCUUGGAUUUAUUCUUGAUCCUGAGAUCUCUUGCAAUAAACACAUUGACUCACUUGUUAACCGGGCUAAAAUUCGCCUCAACGUUAUGAAGUUUAUUUCUGGACGUGACUGGGGUGCAGAUGCUAAGACCCUAAGAACUACAUACAUUUCUGUGGUUCGCCCAGUUCUUGAAUACGGGUUUCAAAUAUAUCAUGUUGCCUCGAAUACCAAUUUGCAGAAACUAGAGCGAGUUCAGCUCAGCGCAGCUCGUAUUAUCACUGGGCUCCGCAGAAGCACGCCAUCCAACAUCGUACUCUACAAGGCUGACUUACAGCCAUUGAGGGAUAGAUGUAUUCCUAAUCUUAUAAAGUACUUUAGCAAACUUUAUAGCUACCGUUUUCAACAUCGAACCGCUAAUUUCCUGUGUGGUUGGAAGAACACUCAGAGGUUGAAGAGGUAUAGUCCUCUUGGACAUGCUGAAAAGUUAGAUGUUUUGCAACCCAUUGUUUCUUCUAACUCUCUAAAGCCUAUUGCUUCCCCUCUUGACAAAUUAUCUGGUGUGUACUUCCAUACAGAACUAUUGACUUACACUAAUAAAUCUUCUCAACAUCCUGAAUUUCUAAGACAAGCUGCUCUUGAAGUAAUCAAUAAUAUCCCAUCCGAAGCUGUACUGAUUUAUACUGACGGUAGUAAAGAUGAAAAUGGUCACACUGGUAGCGGGGUUGUAAUUAAAUCCGGCAAUGAAGAGACUUUCCUUAGUCAGCGCAACCCUGACUUUAGUUCCGUCUUUGGCUCAGAAUUGAUAGCCAUUGACAUGGCUCUGGGCUUUUCUUUAGAUCACCAAUUAAUCGGUGAGAUUUGGCUUCUAGUUGAUAGUCGUAGCGUCAUACAGUACUUAGAAAACUGGAGGAAUAUUGUAGACCAGAGAGGCAUCCGUGUUUUUGAAAAAUUAAAAUUGAUGUCCAAGUCCUCCGCUAUACAUUUUCAAUGGAUACCAUCUCAUGUAAACCUUAAAUAUAAUGACAUUGCCGAUAGUCUGGCUAAGAAGGGUUCAUCCCUGACUCUGAAUUCUGCUGAGCCCUUAACUUUCCAGGAAAUGCAUUCCAGAAGUAAGGCCCUUGUCAACUCAUCUUGGAAACUACCACCUUCCCAUCCUUGGUACCUUGGCUCUGGCCCUGGUGGUGCUCUGAGCUUUGGCGGGGCUAGACAAGACCAGACGGCUCUGUCUAGAUUUAAAUCUGGCCACCUCAAGACUCUUCGGUUCUCCGGUGGGAACAAGGUCCAUGUUAUGUCGGACGAUCGCGGCUUUUUCAAAGCAGAUUCCCCUGUCCCUUAA